GAUGAGUGUGUGCUCACCGGGUCAUUGUUGGGAUAUUUGCGUGGGAGAGCAGGCGAGCGCUCUCAUUGCUCUCUUCGGAUCUGCCUACAUUUGCUUGAAACGCCACAAGAACGAAUGACGGCGAGAAGUAUUGGCCUCGCGGAAGCGAUUUUUGAAGUGAGUUGACAAGUCAACUGCGAAUGGGGGGCGCCACGAUCGAGAAAAAGUUUAAGAUGGAUUUCUUCCCGGGUCCACCUGGUACAAGUCCGACAGCAGGAGAAAGAUAUAAAAAGAGACUGUACCCCUACUCACAUUUUUACUUCUGGAUAUCAGACCAUAUCUCCAAGUCAUCUUCACGAAUACUGAAAGAGGAAGUCAUGAACGCACUGUCAACAAGCGGGACGCCAACAACAGAACGAAGUUAGACUACUUCGUAAACUGGCCUAAGGUGAAGGCGGAAGACUGGAAAAGGAGCCGGCCGCUACGGAGAAGCUAUCCCUAGGUGAAUAACUACUUUUCCCUCCCACUUCUGGUUAGGACCCCUCUCCCCUGCUACCUCAGCUUCCCUCCUCGGCGCUACUUAUUAAUCUUGGUUUCAGGUACUAGCAACUUCCUUUCUAAACUGCGAGGAGAAGACACCUGCUGGGGAAUCAUUUAAAGGAGUCCUUCCUCAAAAAACAUUCUCGCCCGGUUACACGCGGAUGACAGAAUCAAUCGGUGGUUGAUUGCACAAGUAGUGCUCUACGAUUGAGUGGUGCUACUGGGUCCGGAUUUUGGUUAUGUCGACCUGCAUGAAAUCGGCCGCAUCGGCCAGGUGGGCUCCGAUGAGGGGGCUCGCUUCCAGAAGAUUUCCUAUUUGGAACGCCAAUACGACGCUGACCGAGUGGAUUUCCUCGAAUCGCAGCGGCAUUCGAUGGGCCAGUACAAGUUCAGAAACUGUGCUGAGAAGAGGCGCCGGAGAACCCGUCCCUCCAAGGCGUCCAAUGGGAGAGCAUAAACAACACACAGGAUCAUGGACGACCCCCAAAGUUUUGAGUUUACUGGCGAUGACGGGAUUUUUGGGGUGGGGAUUGGCUGCAUUCCAGAACGAGCAAAGAAAAGUCAAGGAAAGAGAGUACUCAAACAAGACGAAAUUUGUGCAGCCUUCCUAUGCGAGUCUGAAGGAUAUGGAAGAUGUAAGUUGUUGAUUUUCAUGUGGUGGACAUUGCACCAUACCUACCGGAGAUAUCAGAUAUUUUGUCAUUGGAAAGAUGAUAGAUGACAUUGAUAUCUGCAAUACCCCCACCCCCGACCAAAUGGUCUGAUAUCCAAACAACCUUGGAAGUAUUCCAUAUUACUGGACUCCCGGUAGACAAGAUAAAUAUCAAUCUUGGCGUGGGGAUUUUAGUGUGGUGCACACAAAAGACUAGCGCCAAUACUACCACUUAUCUAGUCCACCGGUAGCUGGAAUAACAAAAUAUUGCCUGAGCAAGGGCAAGUGAAUUGGCUUGCUUACUCCUGCAAAAUCAGUUUUGUUUGCAAGAAGUUUUGUCGCUUCCUAAUUCGUCUGAAUCCUUUAUUCAUCGCUAAAAGUAUUAUGACUGAUCAAUCCGCUUAGGCCAUCAAGGAGAUUCGUCUUGCUACAGGCGAUGAAGACACCAUCUCUACAGACCCAGAAGACCUGAAAGCUCACGGUUAUUCAGAGUGGUCAUCUGCCAAUAUCGAAGGUCUCCCCGUGGCUGUAGCCUACCCAAAGAACACCACGGAAGUCUCCGCAAUGGCAAAGAUAUGUUGCAAAUACCGGGUCCCAAUCAUCCCCUUCUCAGGCGGAACAAGUCUUGAAGGCAAUUUCUCGGCUCCAUGCGGAGGAAUCUCAGUAGAUUUCGCGUUCAUGGACCAAAUAAUUCAGUUCAACGAAUCGGAUAUGGAUAUUGUCGUCCAACCUUCUGUUUCUUGGAUGGAUCUGAAUGAAGAGCUUGCGAGACGACAGUCGGGGUUGUUCUUCCCGGUUGAUCCUGGACCAAGUGCUAAGAUAGGGGGAAUGGUAGGCACGAAUUGCUCGGGGACAAAUGCAGUUCGAUAUGGCACUAUGAAAGAUUGGGUUAUCAACCUGACGGUUGUUCUUGCUGAUGGAACUAUCAUCAAAACCAAACGAAGACCUAGGAAGACCUCAGCAGGUUACAAUCUAAACAGUUUGUUUGUUGGGUCUGAAGGCACACUUGGUAAGCUGCCUUCUCAUGUUUGCUAUAAACAUGAAGUAAACUAACUCUAAUACCAGGCUUGGUCACUGAAAUCACACUCAAACUAGCAGUCGUGCCACAGGAAUUCUCCGUCGCCGUUGUCACUUUCCCAUCUAUCCGAGAUGCAGCCAGCGCAGCAGCAGGAGUCAUGCGCGCAGGUGUUCAAGUAGCUGCAAUGGAGAUCAUGGAUGAAGUACAGAUGAGGGUCGUAAACCUCUCCGGCUCCACAGCACCAAGAAAAUGGAAAGAACUGCCGACCCUCUUCUUCAAAUUCAGCGGGACCAAAGUCUCAGUCAAAGAAAACAUCCAAAUGGUCGGAGCCAUCGCUAAAGCACAUCGAGGGGGCGACUUCGAGUUUGCAAAGGAUGCUCGUGAGCAGAAGCUAUUAUGGAGUGCCCGAAAAGAAAGUCUGUGGUCCAUGCUAGCGAUGAGGAAAGAGGGCAAUGAGGUCUGGAGUACCGAUGUUGCCGUUCCAUUUUCCCGACUUGCGGAUAUCAUUGAAAUCAGCAAGAAAGAAAUGGAUGAUCUAGGAUUAUUUGCCAGUAUCUUGGGUCACAUCGGAGACGGGAAUUUCCACGAGAGUAUCCUUUAUGAUCGCCGAAUCGAAGGGGAAAGAGAGAAAGUGGAGAAGUGUGUGAAGAAUAUGGUGGCGCGAGCUUUGGAGAUGGAAGGAACCUGCACUGUAUGUCUUUUUCCUCUCUUACAUCAUGAGAUCGUUGAUCUAGUCUAACUUUGUGGAUAGGGAGAACACGGCAUCGGUAUCGGUAAGAAGGAAGCUCUCUUGUUGGAGGUUGGUCCUGAUACUCUUGGUGUUAUGAAAUCCAUCAAACAGGCUCUUGAUCCGAACUGGAUUAUGAACCCUGGGAAAAUCAUGGAUAUUCCUUCCUAGGCCUGUCAUAUGGCUACGAUAUCCAUUUUCUUGGUUGGAAUGACUUAGACAGCUUGACGGAACCUCUUCUGAGGCACGGAAUGGGAAGGGCAUCAUUGGAAUUUGGGUAGGGAUUGGAUUGCAUUACUCGGAAUCACGAUUGGAAAGACACAUGCAUGAUAUUCAUUUUGGAUGUGUAGAGGGUUGGUUGGAUGGGUGGUGAUUAGUCUUCUUUUGGCUU
Messenger RNA from Hymenoscyphus albidus, 3307 nucleotides. Lineage: Eukaryota; Fungi; Ascomycota; Leotiomycetes; Helotiales; Helotiaceae. The record is from the annotation of a GenBank genome assembly.